AUGUCCAUCGAGACCGGACCCAUCAGCACAUCAAAUGCAACAGUCAACCAUGCACUUGAAUCUGAAUCUGAACAUGUUUCUUACUCCCAUGAGACGGUGAACCCGUCUACGGAAAAGACAGCCACCAAUAUUCUACAUGAAGCGACAGAAAUAUCCGACAGUCAUGUAACUGGCUCUGAGAAGCAGGUCCAUGCGGCAUCGGGAUCAGCCGAUCAACCGGUAGAGGAGGUACCUUCUGCCCAAGAUGACCCUCUGUAUCAAAUGGCAUCUACAGUGGCCCCAUCUCACCGAUCAGUUCACCGUGAUCCGAUGAGUCGGGUAACCACAGAUGCAGAGGGAAACACCUACCCAGAAGGUGGACGAGAAGCAUGGCUGGUGGUACUGGGAAGUUUCCUCGCCUUGUUUGGGUCCCUCGGACUGAUCAACACGAUUGGUACCUUCCAAGCCUAUAUUGAGAGCCAUCAAUUGAAAGAUUAUAGCUCCGGUGAUGUCGGCUGGAUUUUUGGCAUGUUCCCUUUCCUGACAUUUUUCUGUGGUGUUCAGAUUGGCCCCAUCUUUGAUGCUCGUGGUCCACGAGCGCUCAUCCUUGCUGGCUCGAUCUGUGAGAUGGCAUUUAUCAUUCUGCUUGGAUUCUGUACUCAGUACUGGCAUUUCAUGCUGGUCAUCGGUGUUCUGGGUGGCGUGGGAGCCUCUCUCAUCUUCACACCGGCCAUCUCAGCUGUCGGUCAUUUCUUCUAUGAGAAGCGUGGUCUUGCGACCGGUAUUGCAGCCACCGGAGGAUCAAUUGGAGGAGUCGUGUUCCCACUUACCCUUGAGGCAUUAUUCCCAAAAGUUGGUUGGGGAUGGGCAACCCGCGUUAUUGCCUUACUCUGCUUGAUUUCUCUGUCAAUUUCAAAUCUCUUGAUCAGAUCUCGCCUGCCACAAAAGCCCUUCUCUAAAGAGAACGUCCUCCCCGAUUUCAAAAUUUUCCGUGAUCCCCGAUUUGCCUUGACUACUGCGAGUGUUUUCUUUAUCGAAUGGGGUCUUUUCAUUCCCAUCAGCUACAUCUCAUCCUAUGCUCUCUACCAGGGCUUUUCGACUGAGUUCUCAUACCAGAUCCUUGCUAUAUUGAAUGUUGGCUCAUUCUUUGGACGAUGGUUACCAGGAUUCUUUGCAGAUUUUCUGGGUCGGUUUAAUACACUGAUCGUGACUGUGGCUCUCUGCUUACUCUGCAAUGCAUGCCUAUGGCUUCCCGCGGGCAACAGCUUGGCUCUACUGGUCAUCUAUGCUUUGAUUUUUGGAUUCGCCAGUGGAUCUAACAUUAGUUUGACGCCAGUCUGUGUUGGACAGCUUUGCAAAACGGAGCACUACGGCCGUUAUUACGCAACUGCAUAUACCAUUGUGAGCUUUGGAACUCUGACUGGUAUACCCAUUGCUGGUGAAAUUCUCGCACGAUGCAAUGGAGAAUAUUGGGGUCUUAUUGCAUUUACCAUUGCAUGCUAUGCUGCAGGAUUGAUCUGUUGCACAUCUGUCAAGGUUAUUCAAGUCGGUUGGCGUAAACCGUUGGCCAUUUACUAG
Penicillium malachiteum is the source of this 1557-nucleotide messenger RNA. Its product is annotated as MCT family MFS transporter. The transcript has 3 exons. The record is from RefSeq and is a predicted model, not a curated record. Gene Ontology annotation, cellular component: fungal-type vacuole membrane. Gene Ontology annotation, molecular function: transmembrane transporter activity. Lineage: Eukaryota; Fungi; Ascomycota; Eurotiomycetes; Eurotiales; Aspergillaceae. Gene Ontology annotation, biological process: transmembrane transport. Bases 1 to 1557 code for a protein of 518 amino acids.